UUCAUGCGCACAAGUGUUUAUUUUAGCUUCUUGUGCUACGUGCAGUCAUGCUGUCCAUGUGGGCCUCAUAACUGAAAGAAGAGCUCUUUAAAUCAAUCCAUUCACGUGAAAACGCGUAGUUUAGCUCAUGUCUACAAUGGCGAAGGACGGUGCAGCGAAACUGUCCAAAAACGUCCUGCGGAUGAAGUUCAUGCAGCGAGGCUUGGACGCAGAGCUGAAGAAGCAGCUGGAUGAGGAGGAGAAGAGGAUCAUCAGUGAUGAGCACUGGUUCCUGGACCUUCCUGAGCUCAAGGCCAAAGAAAACCAUAUCAUCGAGGAGAGAAGCUACGCUCCCUGUGAGGAUUUGGUUUUUGGGAGAAUGUCGUUCAGAGGAUUCAAUCCUGAAGUUGAGAAAUUAAUGUUACUAAUGAACACACACAAAGAGGAAGACGAGGACGAUGAGGAUGGCAAUGUGAGCAGAAUGGAAACAGAUAUCACAGAUGAAGAGAUGGCCAGAAGAUAUGAAAGUAUGGUUGAGAGUAUGAGAAAGAAGUUUGCCAAGAAACGAAAUCGCUCCACGGUUAUUAAGAGUGAAGAGGACGUCAACUGCAAUGUUGUUGAUGAUCAACCCAAAAGGGCUUUUCUGAAACCUCAGGACUGAGACUUUUUAUUCACAGGUCUACCAUAUAUAUAUUUAUUUUUUAUGCAGUGGACUUUUUUUUAUUUUUUUUUAUUUUAAAUUUUUAUUUUUAUGUUUAAUGACAUUGUUAAAAGGCCAACAUUUCAUGAAAAAGGUAAAAGUGUUUUUAUGGAUUUGUUUGAACAAGACUGUAUACUUUUUUUUUUUUUUUCUCACAAUUAAAUGUACCAACCUAAAAAAAAAUAAAACCUGACCUGGA
Molecule: messenger RNA, 878 nt
Organism: Carassius carassius (crucian carp)
Lineage: Eukaryota; Metazoa; Chordata; Actinopteri; Cypriniformes; Cyprinidae
Gene: mphosph6
Product: M-phase phosphoprotein 6
Exons: 5
Coding region: 128-640 (170 amino acids)
Biological process (GO): maturation of 5.8S rRNA
Source: RefSeq, a predicted model, not a curated record